GACCAAUGGCAGAGCUGACAUUCGUGUUUGAAUGAAACGCGGUUGAUGGUAGCUCACCGCUGGGUUUGUUUACCGUCCGUCACUUUUGCAACGUCGGUUAAAAUUAGCUGGUGCAAGUCAGAAGUUGUAGAAGUUGAUUCCCAGCUGCAGGAGUAAUGUCCUCCAGGAAGUCAAGUUCCAGUGGGGAAGGCUUGCCUUCAAGCAGAUGUCGGGAGCGUACCCCUCUGAGAAGUAUGCAGAAUGAAAUGCUGCAGCUGUCAACUCCAUCUAGGUUCAAAUCAAAAUCACUGCUCAAUGCGGAAGUUGUGAAAACGACAAAAGGUGAUAUUCCUCUCUGGGACCCAGAGACCAACUUGCAAUCUCCUUCAUGCAACAAAGUGAUACAAACCAAUGAUUCCAGUAUUGAUAUGACAACUAAUAAGACAGCUUGUUCACUUGGAGAUGUAACAUUUAAAUCCUUUAUCUGUCCUGGCGGGGAGGUUGAGAUCACAGGCUCUUCAUUGUGUGCAGAAGAGAGUAUUAUUUUGCCCAAGGAUCAGGCUAUGAAAAACACUUCUCAAACAGAAGAUACGGUCAUCUCUGACAGUAUAAUAGUGCAGUCAUGCAGUGACCACAUGGAACACCCAUAUUGCAACCCUGAGAUGAAAGAUGCUUCCUUGGUUGACAUAGACGCAGCAUGUCUCUAUGUCAAAUCUGAAUUUUCUAACAUUACAAGGGCCUCUGGACACUUGGAUGAUAAACUUGACACACAAGAUUUUCGGAAUGACUGUUGUGGAACAAAAGACAUCACUUGGAGAUCCUUUGCCUGUGAUGGUGGUGAAGUGGACGUUUCUGAUGUCACCAGACUACAAGAUAAGACCAUUCCUCUGCCCAAGGCACAGCUUGGAGAACCUUUAGCAGACAAUAGUGUCAGUUUAACAAACCUGUCUGACUGUGGUCAACUAUGUCAAGCGGAAUAUGCAGACCAUCCCUACUGUAGCAGUGAAAAUGAUGUUUGUGUCUUCACCACAAGUGGUUCUGAGAAGUCUGCUAAUGGAGUGAGUGAUGUAACCUUCAAAUCAUUAAACUGCACUGGUGGUGAGAUUGAACUCCUAGAUGGCACCAAACUUGCUGAUGACAUGGUUCCUGUACCAGCUGACCAAACUGUGACCUACAGUGAGUCAGUCAAUUAUGGGAUAGACCUAAGCGUGUUAGCUAGUGACCAAGAUGUGCAAAACGGUGCUGAUCAUGUAGAUCACCCAUACUGUAACGCUGAAAAUUAUCAAUCAAGUGGCAACCUCCCUAUAACCCAGGAACCAUUACAUUUCAGCCUUGAUGCAGUGGAUGAGGUUAAACAGAUUAGCUUGGUGGUACCUGAAAACCAGACUGGUAGACAAGAGGCAACAUUCAGCUCUUUUAUCAGUGACGACCAGGAUGUAAUUUGCCAGCCCCUGAAUGACAACAGUGGACCUACUUCUGUAACACAGGAUCACAUUCGAGAUGACUGUGAACAACCCAACAGUCACGUGGAAAACGAAGUUGUGGUAGCUACUGACCCACCAGCCAUAGUUGCAUCUUAUCUGACUAACGUCUCUUUAAAGGCAGUGGAUAAUAAAUCUGUUUAUUGUAUACAAGAAACAUCAAAAAAUCCCGAAGACAGUGUUUUGCCAUCAGUGGUUCACAGAACUACGUCUUCUGACUGCAGCCAUCUUGCGACCUUGGCGGAGACAUCUACAACUGUGGAAGUGCAUCUGGAACAUGUCUCUUACAGUGGACCCCAAGAAUCCAGUGAGGCAAAAGACAGCGCUUUUGGUUCAUCUGAAAAUGAACCUGUUUGUAACUCUGCAGGAGAACCCCAUGCAGAAGACCUCCCUGAUGUUUUGAAAAUGCUGUCAGAGUGUCCCUCAGCAGCAUCAGCGUUGCAGUUUGGAAUCCUCAGUCCUAUUGUUAGAAGAGCCUCUAUGGUUUUAUUAAAUGCUCAUAAGGAUCAUGCGGUGGACCAAUUUUUGGCUGACUAUUCUGCUACUGAGGGUGAAAAGACCGUGGUGGCUCCUAUAAACAUCGACCCCACUGGGUUUUGGGUGGAGCACUUGGAGAGCCCCAUGCCACGUCCUUUGUUUAACUCGACGGCACUUUGCAGGCCCCAGCCAGGCCCACUCAAUGGGCCAGAUGUGGAUGUGAAGCCUUGUGCAGUGCCUCAGUCUAAUGUGGAGAAGCCGGUUCUGGAUAUCCCUUUCAUUCCAGAUGGUCCCCUUCAGCAGCAGCUUCGGCAGAUGGCUGAGUUCCUCUUCUUGGCAUCAGGAAAGAUUGCGCCUGCUGCAGUCUCCGCUCCCGUUCUUCCUCCUGCUGCCGUCAUGGUCCAGUCGGCAAGAACUACACCUUCAGAAUCCCACAGUAUCUGUGUGGGCACCACUCCUAUGAAAGUGGUGGACCACAGUGUCAAUACAUCUGGCCAGUUUGAGAGAAAGAGAGAUUUCUCUCUCGUUGAUUCUAGCACUCUGACCGACCCUCUCCUGUGGAAUGUACCUCCAGGCAGCCUGGCAUGUCUACCCAGACAAGAGCUGGAGCAGAGGCUAAUAUCUAGUAUGAUCAUGGUGGAGGCUCUGGUGCAGCAGUUGUCUGUAGCCAGGACACAUGGAUGUCCUUCUGCAGGCCCUGCACCUUCAGAUAUCAGGGAGAAACUAGUGCAGACAGACCACACUGAACUCAGUCAGACCACAAUGCACAGAGACUUAUAUUUGGAGGCUCUGCGCAGGAUUGGUGAGUUGGAGCUGGACGGAAGUUCUCUACAGAACCUCAUCCAAUGUAUGCAGGACAUGAGGGUCAUCAUGUCGUCUUUGAGCUCUGACACGGCCACUGCUCUCUCUAACAUGAAGCAAAUAGGAGACAUCGUCAAAGAGGAUCAUCAAAGCCUCAUUUCAAAUUAUGGUCUGAUGAAAUCUCUGUUUGAGAGAACAAAAGAGACACAGACAGUAAUGAUGCGGAAGGUCAAAGAUGCUUUUCACCAAAGAGAUGACAUGAAGGUACAGAUGGAGGAGGCCUUCACAGCCAAGGAGGUGGCCUUCAGUGCGAUGGAACAGCUGCGGACACACUGUGCCACAGAAAUCUCAGAGCUGGAACGGAUUGUGGGGUCUCAGAAAGAACUGUUAGCUGCCCUAGAUCAGACUUACCCAGAACAGGUUGCAUUGAACCAGGCCUACAAUGAAAUGAUAAAUUCUGCUUCUGAUCUUUUGUCUACAACCAUGGAGGAACAAUCGAGUUUGAUGAAAGAACUCUGCACAGUUAGAGGCCUUCUGCAGAAAACUGCUCCCAUUCUCCUGAAGCUGAAUGAGAAGGCAGCUGCUGCUUUGAAAGAGAGGGAUGAGCAUAUCUGUGCAAGAGACCAAGCUGUUGAAGAGAGAGAGCAGAUUGAAGAAGAAUGGAACCAGACUAAUACGAAUCUCCAAACUGCCAGAGAACAGAUUGGUGAUUUAAACCUGCAGGUGACAAUUCUGACCUCAGAGAUGGGUGUGCUGCGUCAGAAGCUAACAGAAAGAGAGGAAGAGAAAGGUCAGCUGGAGAGGAAGGUGACAGAACUGUCUGCCACUGUUUCCUCUACUUUGGCCUCCUACACCUUCCUGGAGCAGGCCCUUGCUGCCGAGAGUGCAAAGUUGCAGCAGUCAUGGAAGGACAUCCAGCUAGCCAAGGAGAGAGCAAAUGAGUUGGAGACGUCACUGGGUCAGUCGGAGCAGCGUGAGUGUGAGCUCAGUCAGGCUUUGGCUAAAAGUGAGGAGCAGCUCAGUCAGCUGCGGGCCAUCUCACAAUCCCAGAACGUGCAGAUCCAACAGCUCCAGGACGUUUGCACGCAACUCAGUGGUGUCCGGGAAAUGAACGAGUUCUUACAGAUGGAGAAUGAGUUGGCAAGGGAGCAGAUGGCUGAAAGUGAGCGUCUGCUGAGGGCCAACCUGCAAGGGCUCCGGGAGAGGAACAUCCAGUGUGAGGACCUAAAAGGAGAACUUAAUCAACUUCAGUUGGAGAACAGGAGUUUACAGGAGGAACUGGAAACCACAAGGUCCAGAGCCAGUGCGACCCAGCUGGAGCUCAGAGAUAAACUGGGACAGGCAGUCAGUGAAAUUACUUUGCUGCAUCAUACACUGCGAGGACUGACCAAUACACUACAUGCAUCGCUCACUGACCAGAAAUCAGAACCACCGAAGGAUAAAGAUGUGGAGCUUCAUCACUCCUCCAGCUCCUUUGUCGACAGCGUCAUGGUUGCAUUAACUGCUGAGAAGGAGGAAGACCUCAAAACAGAGACACCUCCUGGACCAGUCCCCUCAGACAUGCCUGAGCCGCAGUGUGAAACUUUGUUCAGUGAGACAAGUGCCUUCACACGCAUUGCAGCCGUCACCCCUAAAAAGAAUUUGAACGCAGUACAGUUUGAGCCCGAGGAGGAAGAGCAGAGCAGCAUGACAGAGCUGUUUGCUGACCUGGGCAGCACCGUCACAGAGCUCAUCAGCACCCUGAAGCUGGUGCAACAGCGUAAAGACGCUCAGCUGGAGGAGCUACACAACACUAUCUGUGGCCUGCAGGGGGAGCAGCAGGCCGCAAAUAGCAGGCAUGAGGCUGAGGUGUUUGAGCUUAAGCAUCAAGUUAGCUGUCUGAACAGCCUGGUUGAGAGGGGCAAUCAUGCACUGCAGCAGAAGGCUCAGGAUGAGAAAACUUUGACAAAGUUGAUGUCAGACAUACAGGAGACCCAGGAAAAUCUAAAUAAACAUAAGACUGAGAGUAACGAACUGCGGAAGGAGGUUGUAGAGCUUAAUCGUUUGUUCCAGCAGUCGAAGGUGGAGACUCAGUUCCUGAGGGGGGAGUUGAGAAAAGCUGGUGGCCAGUCAGCUAACCCGGCACAUUUCAUGGAAGAGAAGAUCCAGUUAUUGAAAGAGGUGGAGAGACUGAAGUUGAGUCUUCAGGAUGUGGAGCAAGCCAGAGUUAAACUCCUUGAUAGAGCAAAAAGACAUCAAAUCAUCCACCAGACCAACCAGCAGAAAAGUGAGAAUGAGCUUCAGAUGUUAAACAACAUGAUCAAUAAGAUCAGAGAGACUCUGCUGUCUUUGCCCGACGUUGUGAAGAAUUGUGAUCAACUCCAACAGCUUGUUGAAUACAUUGGCUGACAUGUUUGUCAUUAUCAGCUGUGUUUGUUGUAUUUGUAUGUUAUGUUUUAGCUUGUCCUAGCUUAUAAGUGUUCAUAUUUUUUGAAAUAAAUAUUUUUAAAUCUUA
Messenger RNA from Micropterus salmoides (largemouth bass), 5232 nucleotides. RefSeq names its product sperm associated antigen 5 (gene spag5). Lineage: Eukaryota; Metazoa; Chordata; Actinopteri; Centrarchiformes; Centrarchidae. Bases 156 to 5126 code for a protein of 1656 amino acids. Gene Ontology annotation, biological process: regulation of attachment of spindle microtubules to kinetochore; cell division. The record is from RefSeq and is a predicted model, not a curated record. The transcript has 25 exons.